Molecule: messenger RNA, 720 nt
Organism: Talaromyces rugulosus
Lineage: Eukaryota; Fungi; Ascomycota; Eurotiomycetes; Eurotiales; Trichocomaceae
Exons: 5
Coding region: 1-720 (239 amino acids)
Biological process (GO): protein import into mitochondrial matrix
Cellular component (GO): TIM23 mitochondrial import inner membrane translocase complex
Source: RefSeq, a predicted model, not a curated record
AUGUACAGCUCUCUUCGACAUAGCCAAUUUCCUGUGGGGGGCGCGAAAUUCCUCAGCACCUCCAUCAGAUCUCCAGCGUCCUCGCAUUUAACCCGCUCGUACGCAACUCAAAGCACUCUCGGAGGCAAUGGACCCUCGCCAGGCUCGAAACCGGCCCGGAAGCAAAUAUCAGUCAUAUCGGACGAUGGGCGAUAUCAGUGGGGUGAGCUGAGCGGAAGCGAGAAGGUGGCUAGAGCGACACAGCAAUCAUUCAAUUUUCUGAUUGUUGCGCUAGGUGUGGUCAUGACGGGCGGCGUUAUUACUCUCCUUUACACCGACGUUUUCUCUCCGAAUAGCAAAACUUGGCAAUUCGAAAAGGCAGUGAGCCGCAUCAAGGAAGAUCCGCGGUGUACAUCUCUGCUUGGGGACAGAAAGACUAUCAAAGCGUAUGGAGAAGCGACAGGGAGCCGAUGGGCCCGGAAUAGACCUAUUGCGACAACGAUACAAAAGGACUCGAGCGGUAGGGAACAUAUGCACAUGAAUUUCAAUGUUGAAGGUUCUUUGAAUCGAGGCGUGGUGCACGUGCAUAUGAUCAAACCAGUCGACGAACAUAAAUUCUAUUACCGACUUCUUGCUUUAGAUGUCAAAGGACAACCUCGCAUUAUCCUCGAGCAAACCAGUGAUGGUGCAUUGGGCGGGAAGAAAUCCCCGUUGAAAAUUCUUGGUAUUAACUGGCGUUGA